Messenger RNA from Branchiostoma floridae (Florida lancelet), 1397 nucleotides. RefSeq names its product polycystic kidney disease 2-like 2 protein. The transcript has 3 exons. Gene Ontology annotation, cellular component: membrane. Gene Ontology annotation, biological process: detection of mechanical stimulus. Gene Ontology annotation, molecular function: calcium ion binding; calcium channel activity. The record is from RefSeq and is a predicted model, not a curated record. Bases 7 to 1206 code for a protein of 399 amino acids. NCBI's taxonomy places the organism in Eukaryota, Metazoa, Chordata, Leptocardii, Amphioxiformes, Branchiostomatidae.
GCGACAAUGCAGGACUUGUUUGAUGAAUGUACAGCAGCGUAUGGUGAAAAUACGAAGGAGACCGGAGUGUUUCAAAAGGGGUGGAAGAGGGUUACGAAUAUGUCGGAGGUGGAGUCAGAAACCUCUGGAUGGCGCCACCGCCCCAGCGGUUACACCAUCAAACCCGUCUUUGGUGUAAAAUCGCACUAUUGGGGAGAUGGCUUCAGUCUGGACCUGGGAGAUUCAGCAGACGAGAUGCGCAGUAUCCUGACAGACCUGAAGUCCAACCACUGGAUUGACAAGCGAACAAGAGCCGUCAUUGUGGAACAAUUCGUCUACAACGGAAACCUGGAUAUGUUCACUUCGGUGACGGUAGUGUUUGAAUUUACCGAGAUAUCCGGAGUUUUCUCCCAUCGUCACCUACACACCUUUCGACUUCAUCAACAGCCAGGUACAAUCGGGUACAUCUACGUCCUGUUGGAAAUAAUUUAUGUCAUCUUUCUCCUCUACUCACUAUGGAAAGAGGCGAAAACAGUACGAGAAGCCGGCUGGGCCUACCUGACGGAGCCAUGGAAUAUUUUCGAAAUCUUUAAUUUCAUCCUGGCCUUCACUGUCAUUGCCUUGUACGCCACUAACAGAGUCUAUGGGACUAUGGCUCUGGCGGCUGUCAAGCAAGGAAAAGAUCCACUCCAAUAUCUCAGAUCCGUGGUGAACAUAAACCUGCUGUACGGAUGGUUCCUGUCUUUCCUUGCCUUUGUCAACAUCAUGAAGCUCCUGCGACUGCUGAGGUUCAACCCACUCCUGUCCAAGCUGAUGUCCGUGUUCCGGGGAAUGGCGGUGGAGUUCUCUGCCUUCAUCUUCUACUUCUUCCUCUGCUUCUCAGGAUUUGGCGUCAGCGCUUAUUUCAUGUUCGGUGCCACCGCAACAACAUACAGGUCCAUCAGUAUUUCCUUCUCCACAUUGUUCCAGAUGUCUCUUGGAGUCUUUGACCACACAGAGCUGACGGAGGCAAACCCCAUCCUCGGCCCCAUCUUCUUUGUAACUUUCAUUUGCUUCAUGUUCCUGGUGCUGAUGAACAUCGCUGUGGCGAUCAUCGACAGCGCACUUCCGGACGUGCGGAACCACGUCAUGCCUGAAGACGACUGGUACUUCAUCCAAGGGUUGUGGGAACGCUUCACCUCCCUGCUUGGGCUUCAGGAAGUUCCAGUCACAGGUAAAGAGGUCUAAGUAAUGUAGUCUAAGUAAUUGAAACCUUAAAGAGCCUUAUUUUCCUUUAAUACCAGGCGGCACCCGGUUAGUUUCCAUUUGAUUUUGUUUGUAUUCAAAUCUGUGGAAUGACAAAAUUGUACACCGUUACAGACGUCAGCAUCGUGGAUACCCUCCACGACAGCCUUAUUGAGGUUGAGAUCCAAGUUGAG